Molecule: messenger RNA, 2144 nt
Organism: Onthophagus taurus
Lineage: Eukaryota; Metazoa; Arthropoda; Insecta; Coleoptera; Scarabaeidae
Gene: ari-2
Product: E3 ubiquitin-protein ligase ari-2
Biological process (GO): protein ubiquitination
Molecular function (GO): zinc ion binding; ubiquitin-protein transferase activity
Source: RefSeq, a predicted model, not a curated record
AUUAUCGAUAAAUAUAACAACAAUUUGGCAGAUGGUGAACAUAUGAUCGGAACAUAAUUAAUAUGGCGUAUAAGUGAAAAAAAAGAAAAAAUUAUAAAUUAAUUAAAAAAGGAAUGGGUGUAUAAUUGGAACAGGAGCUAAUAACGUGAGUAAAAAUGGAAGCAGAUCGGCAAGACACUGAAUCAGACAUGGACUGUUCAGACAAUGAAAACGAGUGUUAUGACGAUUAUGAUUAUUACAAUAUCCCUGAAGACAAUGAUAUGGAGCAAAUUGACCCUAGUGAGACAGAUCCAGAGUAUUUCCUGUAUGAAUGCCUUACAGAAGUGCAAGUUGAGCAGCUUUUGAAUGAAACAGUCGCUUUGUUGAGUACCACAUUACAAAUAACACCUUCUCUUGCAAAGGUACUAUUACAUGCACAUAAUUGGUCAGUGUCAGAUAUUGUGUCAAAAUAUCGCGAGAACCCCAGCGCUUUGCUAGUUUCAUCAAAAAUAAAACCAGCAGCUAUUCCAACAACAUUUACAUACACAAGAUAUGCAACAUGUCCUGUUUGUGUCAGUCCCCAAGUCAGUCAGAGUUUUUGUCAUUUAUCAUGCGCCCAUUUGUUUUGCAAGGACUGCUGGACAAUGCACUUCGAGGUGCAGAUUAAUCAGGGAAUUUCCACUGCCAUCAGUUGUAUGGCGCGCGACUGUGAAGUCCUCGCGCCUGAGGAUUUUGUCCUCAAACACCUUUCCAAGCCGAAUUUGCGCGAAAAGUACCAGCAAUUUACUUUUCAAGAUUAUGUUAAAUCUCAUCCUCAACUACGCUUUUGUCCAGGACCUAAUUGUCAAGUUGUUAUUAGGAGUAGAGAAUUAAAGGCCAAACGAUCUGUUUGUACUCAUUGCAAAACUAUUUUUUGUUUUAAGUGUGGAAUGGAUUAUCACGCACCUACUGAUUGUGGAAUAAUAAAACAGUGGUUAACAAAAUGUGCGGACGAUAGCGAAACAGCAAACUACAUAAGUGCACAUACCAAAGAUUGCCCAAAAUGUCAUAUUUGCAUAGAGAAAAAUGGAGGUUGCAAUCACAUGCAGUGCUAUAAUUGUAAGCACGAUUUUUGUUGGAUGUGUUUAGGCGAUUGGAAGUCUCACGGUUCGGAGUAUUACGAGUGUUCGCGUUACAAGGAGAAUCCAAAUAUCGCGCACGAAUCGGUUCAUGCUCAAGCUAGGGAAGCACUUAAAAAAUAUUUGCAUUAUUACGAACGGUGGGAGAAUCACUCGAAAUCGUUAAAACUGGAGGCUGAAACGUUGGAAAAAUUGAAAGCGAGGAUAAACCAGAAGGUGAUGUCAAAUUUGGGAACAUGGAUCGAUUGGCAGUAUUUAUUUGUAGCGGCGAAUUUAUUGGCUAAAUGCCGAUAUACGUUGCAGUAUACUUAUCCGUACGCGUAUUUUAUGGAAACGGGGCCGCGAAAGGAGCUGUUUGAAUAUCAACAAGCACAACUUGAGGCGGAAAUAGAAAACUUGUCGUGGAAGAUCGAACGAGCUGAAACGACGGACCGCGGAGAUUUAGAGAACCAAAUGGAUAUCGCUGAGAAGCGAAGGACUACUUUAUUAAAAGACUUUCUAGACGUGUGAUAUUUUAGAAAAUGUAGCCUUUUUCUCAAAUUCUAAACUUUUCAUCUUAAUCGUAUCGUCUCUGAUAAUAGGGAUUAGUUCAGUUUCCGGCGUCUUGUCGUUAAGCGUGGAUGAUAAUUAAUUACUAUUUAGUGUUUUUCGGUAAGACCGACACGACUACCAGCGUUAUUAAUUUAUUGUGUCCCCCACCUCCCCCUUUCACUUUCCUUUAUCCAAAACGCAACCUAUCAUUUUUCGUUAUCGAAUUAAUUCACAAUCUCUCGUAGGUGGUCGACGUACUUUUAGGAGACUUUUAUUCAUUUCCGUUCAAUUUUACUCGUACUCUCUGUACAGAAAUGUAAGUGCAAAUAUAUUUUUAAGUCUUAUAUAUAUAUAAAUAUAUAUGGAGAUAUAUACCGAGGAGUUUACUACACACGUGUCUUUGGCAGUUUUAAAAAUAUGCGGAAAUCUAUUUUCCCAUUCGUUUUUGUAAAGUUAUCUGUAAUCAAUAUAAUUAAUUAGAAUUUUUAAAUAAUAAAUUCGCAAAAUUUUAAUAUG